Molecule: messenger RNA, 1066 nt
Organism: Caenorhabditis angaria
Lineage: Eukaryota; Metazoa; Nematoda; Chromadorea; Rhabditida; Rhabditidae
Source: the annotation of a GenBank genome assembly
AUGACUGACGCAGCACAAGAACGUUCAAUCAAACUUCUUUCUUCGGACAACGAAACCUUCCAGGUGAGUAUUUUUUUGCUGAAAAUAUACUUUUUGGUGGAAAAAGUAUAUAUUUAUGCAUAAGUGCCUGGAAUUGGAGAAAAAUGUAGAAAUUUUGCAGGUUCCAAGAAACGUCAUUCGUCUUUCUAACACAAUCAACACUUUGCUCCAAGAUUUGGGUUUGGAUGAUGAAGAAGAUGCUGGAGAUGCAAUCCCAGUGCAAAAUGUCACUUCGACAAUCUUGAAAAAGGUUAUCGCUUGGUGCCAACAUCACCACGAAGAUCCAGUCGCUGCUGAUGAUUCGGACAGUCGUGAGAAACGCACUGAUGACAUUUCCAGCUGGGAUGUCGAAUUCUUGAAAGUCGACCAAGGAACUCUUUUCGAAUUGAUUUUGGCUGCCAAUUAUUUGGACAUUAAAGGACUCCUUGAUGUCAGUUGCAAGACUGUUGCCAACAUGAUCAAGGUAAUUUUUGUUUUUUUUUGAAGAGAAAACGCGGACCUACAUGUCAUGCGUUACAUGCGCGCUGCGGUCAGAAACAUUUGUUAAGACCUUUCGGUAACCUAGGUGAUGUAUAAUCAAAUGAGAUUUUAUCGAGCAAUCCGGCUCGAGCAAGGGAUUAGUUAUCUGCUUCAGCCAUACAUUUUUCGAAGAUGUCUUUUCCUGCUCACUAAAAACUUGGCAGAAAGCUUCAAGAACCUCUGAAAAUUGUAAUUUUAUCAUAAAAAUUAAGAGCAAUCAUUUUUCUCAAGUAUAAUCAUGAGAAUUGAGAAAUGUUGCUCAUCUUAGAUCACUGUUAGAAAAUGCUGAUAUCGAUUAUAAACUAGCAAAGUUUGUCGAUAAUUUUGUACUUUUAAAAGCCUAUGGCAAAAAAUUUCGAAGUGACAAAUAGUUCAAUCAAAAAUUACAUCAAUUUUUUUGCAGGGAAAAUCCCCAGAAGAAAUCCGUCGCACCUUCAACAUCAAGAACGACUUCACCCCAGAAGAAGAGGAACAAAUCCGCAAAGAAAACGCCUGGUGCGAGGACUAA